Molecule: messenger RNA, 2959 nt
Organism: Lycium barbarum (goji berry)
Lineage: Eukaryota; Viridiplantae; Streptophyta; Magnoliopsida; Solanales; Solanaceae
Product: HIPL1 protein-like
Exons: 7
Coding region: 727-2805 (692 amino acids)
Source: RefSeq, a predicted model, not a curated record
UACCAUUCAUGUGCGGGUGGAAAAUUGUACAGAUUAGUAAUUUUUUAUGUAUUUGUAGUUAUUAUAUAUAAUCAUAUAUAUGUUAUAUUCCCUUGGCUAUUUUGUGCAUUUAUUUUUUCAUAUUUUAACUCUCCUUAAAGAAAAUCCUAACUCCGCCAUUGCAUGUGCCAUGGUCAAUUACCCUCAUGAUUAUAUAUAGUUUUGUUCUAGAUCUAAACUUUAGAGCCAAUUUUGUGAAAUCAAUGUUGAGACAAGAAAUCAACCAAGAUCCAUCCAGCCUGUGCUUUGUCAAACAAAUUCAGCGUUUUCGGCUCUACCAUCCAAUAUAUUAAUCUAGUUGCAAAUCCAUCCCUAUUAAUUCAACUUGUAUUUAUGACAAGGCAUUUAUCAUGUAAAGUCAACUGCUUAGAGAUGGACCCCUCCCAUUUCUAUAAACACAUUACGUCAAAUGACCCUUGUGAUUAUGUGAAAAUAACAGAUUCAUAUGGAGGAGAAAUAAAUAUUUUAACAUACUCUUGGUAUUUUCAAAUUUGCAAAGGGACUGAUGGGAAGAUUGGACCAAUAAUACAGGAGUUGGUAGCUUCAUCCAGUGUGUUCAAAAGUUUAAAGCACAGAAAGUUGUCAUUUUUAUAGAUUCCUAUUGAGUAUUAGGAACUAAGGAUGUGUCAUAUGUUGAAAAGACUCUGAUGUAGCAUCAAAUAUAACUUUUUAUUGCACGUAGGAGUCAUGGGAAGGAGUUCCUUUGUCAUAUUCAUCCUUCUUUUGAACUUUUUGCAGAUUCUUGAUCGUUCUUUUUCACUUCCCUUAUGUACUGAUUCAAGGGCUCCUCUUCAGCAAAAGACUCCUCUAUCAUUCUGUUCUUACAAUGGAACUUCAUGCUGCAACUCCACUGAUGAUAAAAAACUUCAGACUCAAUUUAAUGCUAUGAACAUUUCUGAUUCUGGAUGUGCUUCUCUUGUAAAAUCCAUACUCUGCUCGAAAUGUGAUAAAUUUUCAGCAGAGCUGUUCAGAUCUAAUUCCUUUCCUCGACAACUUCCGAUCCUGUGCAACUCCACAACUUCAGCGAAUUCAACCCAAAGUAGCCAAGCUAAGAAUGGCUUUUGCUCUGAAGUAUGGACCACAUGUCAAAAUGUGUCUAUCAUAAGUUCUCCUUUUGCUACUUCUGUCAAGUCCAAUUCCACAAAGUUGGUAGAUCUCUGGAAAUCACAAACAGAUUUCUGUAAUGCAUUUGGUGGACCUUCUAGUGAUGGAUCAGUAUGCUUUGCUGGAGAACCUGUCACCUUAAAUACCACCAAACCUAUAAGUCCUCCAGGCGGUUUGUGCCUCGAGAAAAUUGGGAAUGGUAGUUACCUCAAUAUGGUUGCUCAUCCUGAUGGCUCUAAUCGUGCUUUCUUCUCGAAUCAGCAAGGGAAAAUAUGGUUGGCUACUAUUCCAGAAGUCGAUUCGGGAGAGCUUUUACAGCUUGAUGAAUCUAAUUCUUUCUUGGACUUAACAGAUGAAGUUCAUUUUGACACUGAAUUAGGGAUGAUGGGGUUUGCAUUUCAUCCAAUGUUCUCACAAAACGGACGAUUCUUUGUUUCGUUCAAUUGUGAUAAGCAAGCAUGGCCUGGAUGCGGAGGAAGAUGUUCUUGUAACUCAGAUGUGGAUUGUGAUCCAUCAAAACUACCUAGUGAUAGCGGUUCCCAGCCGUGCCAAUAUCAAGCUGUGAUAGCAGAAUUUACUGCUGGUGGAAUAGGAUCCCAGCCAACACAGGCAAAAACUGCCAAUCCAAAAGAAGUCAGAAGGAUAUUCACCAUGGGCCUUCCGUUUACAAGUCAUCACGGAGGCCAGAUACUUUUUGGACCGAGAGAUGGAUAUUUGUACUUCAUGAUGGGUGAUGGUGGAGGUAUAGGUGAUCCUUACAAUUUCGCCCAAAACAAGAAGUCAUUGCUAGGAAAGAUUUUAAGGCUUGAUGUUGAUAGCAAAACCAAUGAAGCAGAGAUCACGAAGCUCGGAUUAUGGGGAAACUAUUCCAUACCAGAGGAUAAUCCUUACAUUGAAGAUAAAGAGUUGCAGCCUGAAAUAUGGGCACUAGGAAUGCGAAAUCCUUGGCGCUGCAGUUUUGAUUCUGCCAGACCAUCUUACUUCAUGUGUGCUGAUGUAGGACAGGAUAUAUCUGAAGAGGUGAAUAUAAUCAGCAAAGGUGGUAACUAUGGCUGGCGCGUGUACGAGGGUCCCUAUCUUUAUACCCCUCAAAAGUCACCUGGAGGAAAUACAUCUUUGAGCUCCAUUAACCCCAUUUUCCCAGUCAUGGGAUAUAAUCACUCUGAUGUGAAUAAGAAUGGAGGGUCAGCUUCAAUUACUGGUGGAUACUUCUAUAGAUCCAUGACUGAUCCCUGCAUGCAUGGAAGGUAUCUUUUUGCAGAUUUGUAUGCAGGUUCCAUGUGGGCGGGUACUGAAAAUCCAGAGAACGGUGCGACAUUUAACACCACUCAAAUUUCUUUCGACUGUGCUCAGAAAUCACCAAUAGAUUGUACCUUUGUACCUGGAAGCUCAUUUCCAUCUUUAGGCUACAUAUUUUCAUAUGGUGAGGAUAACAAGAAGGAUAUGUAUGUCCUUGCAAGUAGUGGAGUUUACAGAGUUGUUCGUCCAAGUCGUUGUAAAUACACUUGUGCAAAGGAAAAUUCUUCUGCUAUUGUUGAUGAUAUACCAGCUGGUCCUCCAACUGCUUCAUCUCCCUCAGCAGCAAACAUGUUAACAGGUUCAUACAAUAAUUGUGUACUCAUGUUCUUGUCUUUUAUAUUGAUGCUGGCUAGUUGGUUUUAGUAAGCUGCUAAAAAAUGUUAAUGUAUAGAUCAGAGAUGCGUAGGCUUCUCAAUGGACAAGUCUUGUACAAUAAAGAUUAUUCUUUCUCUUCUGAGUUGUAUCAGAAGUAACAUAUCAAUAUUUUAUGGUAACGAGGCGAAGGGUUCAAACCUCA